GGCUGCUGGCUUGCUGUAGGAGGCGCCGCCGCCGCCGGGACCUCUGAGCUAGGAGCGAACCCCGGAAGGGGGGGGCGGGCUCCCCCUCGCGAUCGGCGGGGACAGCCAGUCCUGUGGAAGAAGGAGGGGGUCCCGGACGCCCAGCGACGCCCGGGAAGGAGCAGGAGCCGGGCGAAGGGUGGACAUGAGCGACCACCUGAGUCCAGUCUCGGACCGCUAGGGGCGGACCCAGCAGCCCCCACCCCCUCCUCGGAAUCUCGGAACCUAAGAGGAUGGAGCCAAAUACCUGUAAGACCAGUGAAUCGGAGGAAGACUACGUUGAGGAAGAGGAAUCCGAGGAGGAGUGUGUUCGAGAAGCUACCCUCCCUUCUGACUCUCCUCAGCAGGAACUCUCAAAGGCUGACUAUAAGGAAUUUGGGGAUGGAGUGUCCUUAUCUAUUGUAGCCAAGAAAAUCCCAAAGAAAAUCAUAGCCCCAGCUGACUCAGAUGACUUAGAAGUCGGCAGGAGAAAGAGAAGGCGGAAACGCAGACCCCUGGCCAUCAACUUGACCAACUGCAAGUAUGAGAGCGUGCGUCGGGCAGCCCAAAUGUGUGGCCUGAAGGAGGUGGGGGAGGACGAGGAAUGGACUGUGUACUGGACAGACUGCUCUGUCUCACUGGAACGAGUCAUGGACAUGAAGAGGUUUCAGAAAAUCAAUCACUUCCCUGGCAUGACCGAAAUCUGCCGCAAAGAUCUGCUGGCUCGGAACCUCAACCGCAUGCAGAAACUCUAUCCUACGGAGUACAACAUCUUCCCCCGCACCUGGUGUCUCCCUGCAGACUUUGGGGACUUCCAGUCCUAUGGCCGUCAGCGAAAAACCCGCACCUAUAUCUGCAAACCGGACAGCGGUUGCCAGGGACGAGGCAUCUUCAUUACCCGAAACCCCCGGGAGAUCAAGCCGGGAGAGCAUAUGAUCUGCCAGCAAUACAUCUCCAAGCCCUUCCUCAUUGACGGCUUCAAGUUUGAUAUGCGGAUCUAUGUCCUGAUUACGUCCUGUGACCCUCUUCGGAUCUUCAUGUAUGAGGAGGGCCUGGCCCGCUUUGCCACUAUGCCCUACGUGGAGCCCAGCCACAGCAACCUGGAUGACGUCUGCAUGCACCUGACCAACUACGCUAUCAACAAACACAAUGAGAAUUUUGUCCGGGAUGAUGCUAUGGGCAGUAAGAGGAAGCUGUCCACACUCAAUGCCUGGCUGCGAGAACACGGCUACGACCCCGGAGAGCUGUGGGGGGACAUAGAGGACAUCAUCAUCAAAACCAUCAUCUCAGCCCAUUCUGUUCUUCGCCACAACUACCGAACCUGUUUUCCCCAAUAUCUGAGCGGAGGUACAUGUGCCUGUUUUGAGAUCCUUGGUUUUGACAUCUUGCUGGACCACAGGCUGAAGCCCUGGCUGCUGGAGGUAAACCAUUCUCCAAGCUUCACCACCGACUCCCGCCUUGAUCGAGAAGUGAAGGAUGCACUUCUCUGCGAUGCCAUGACCCUUGUCAACCUCCGAGGCUGUGACAAAAGGAAGGUGAUGGAGGAGGACAAGCGGCGAGUCAAGGAGCGGCUUUUCCAGUACCAUCAGCAGCCACGGGAAGCAAGGUGCUCCAGGCGAGAACAAAUUGAGUCAUCCCAUGCUGCAGUACUAGACCAGGAACGCUAUGAGGAUUCCCACCUCGGGGGAUACCGGCGGAUCUACCCUGGGCCCCACACGGAGAAGUACGCACCUUUCUUCAAGCACAAUGGCUCCCUCUUCCAGGAGACUGCUGCUUCCAAGGCCAGAGAGGAGUGUGCCAGGCAGCAACUGGAAGAGAUCCGCCUUAAGCAGGAACAGCAGGAGAACUCAGGCAGUAAGAGGCGAAAGGAAAACAGGGACCAGAACCAGGGUGAAUCAGCAGGGGAGAAGAGCCGAUCCAGGGCCGGGCUCCAGGGACUUUCCACCCACUUGGCUUAUAGGAACCGGACCCGGGAGAAAGAGCUGCUGCCCGCACGCCUGGAUACCAUGCAUCCUCAAGAGAUUGUGGAAGAGGAGGAGCUCGAGCGCAUGAAGGCCCUGAUCCAGAGGGAGAACCUCAUCCGAAGCCUGGGUAUUGUAGAGCAGCUCACCCGCAUGCUGCACCCCAGCCGCCAGGGCCAGAAAAAACUUCAUGAGUACCUGAUGCCACCAGGACGGGCUGUGCAGUCAGAAACUGCAAUCUGUGAGUCUGGUCCCAUUGGUCCUCCUGAGAAGGGCCGCAAAAGAGCAGGGCCCUCCUCCUUUCCUGCAUCCAGUCCGGGCCCACGAAUUGGUCCCCAGGAUCUUAGGGCCACUGCCAACCAUGAAUGCUGCCAUUCCACAUCAUUCCUGGUGCCACCUACAGCCCAAGAACUUCAACUGGAUAGGAGAUCCAGCAGCCAUCAGCCCCUGUUCAUUGUCAAUGAAGACAUCUGGAAGGCGCUAUUUUUCCAGUGCCAGAGUCAGGCUCACUAGCCGUAAGUAUACAAUACCAGCUUUGGUCACUCUGACUUGGGUAAAUUCCCAGUAGCAAACAUUACAGCUGGGAUGUUCCCAAAAUAUAACAUGGCACUUCCACCAGUGUGGGAGUGGGACAGGUAGUGGGUCCUGGUAGAAAUGGCAGAAGUACAGCCCCAGCACUCAACAAACCUAACAGGAAAACCGACAAGUAAACACACAAUUACAAUGCAGCGUGGUAUAGAUACUGGAGGGAAGCAUGGGAUGCCAUUCCUCUGUGUUGGUAACGGGGCAACAGGUGGUAAAGAGGUGAGGAAUCUCCUGUGAAUACCAACUCAGGGGACCCAUGUUUCCACUGCAGAAGGCCAAGCCAACAGAAGGCUAGAAGCCAUAAACAGAGCCCUGGCAGGAUCAGUGUCAUCCACUUUAACCCCAAAGCAAGGCUAUCUUCUGCAGCCAGAAAGAGUGGA
Molecule: messenger RNA, 2944 nt
Organism: Lontra canadensis (Northern American river otter)
Lineage: Eukaryota; Metazoa; Chordata; Mammalia; Carnivora; Mustelidae
Product: tubulin polyglutamylase TTLL13P-like
Exons: 14
Coding region: 273-2492 (739 amino acids)
Biological process (GO): microtubule cytoskeleton organization; protein polyglutamylation
Cellular component (GO): cilium
Molecular function (GO): tubulin-glutamic acid ligase activity; tubulin binding
Source: RefSeq, a predicted model, not a curated record